AUGAUUAGUCAUCAAAUUCCUUCCCGACCAUGGCAAUUUGUGGGAACAGAUUUGUUUGAGUUCAAUGAGAAGCCCUACCUCAUUACUGUGGACUAUUUUUCUAACUACUUUGAGGUUGAUCAUCUCAAAGAUAAAACAGCCAAAACAGUCAUACCUAAGAUGAAAGCUCACUUUGCGCGACAUGGUUUGCCUGAGCGUGUAAUAUCUGAUAAUGGACCUCCUUACAAUAGUGCUGAUUUUGUAAGAUUCUCUAACGAAUAUGAGUUUGAUCAUAUUACCAGCUCUCCUACCUAUCCCAAGUCCAACGGAAAAGCUGAAAAUGCUGUGAAGACUGCAAAACAGAUCAUGCGUAAAGCCCUUGAAGAUAAAGCUGAUGCUUACCUAGCACUCUUAGAUUGGAGAAACACACCUAGUGAAGGUUUGAAAUCGUCUCCUUGUCAACGUUUAUUUGGACGUCGUUGUAGAACACUUCUUCCAACCUGUACUUCAUUACUUGAACCUAAGUUAGUUACUGAUGUUAAGUCUAAGCUUGAAGAAAGGAAAUCUCAGCAGACUGCUUAUCAUGACAGAUCAAGUAAAGAACUCUGCUUAUUGAAAACAGGGGAUAUUGUGCGCGUAAAACCUGUUGGAAGUGAUAAACGAUGGGUAAAAGCUCAAGUUGAAAAUCAAGUGGAUGUUCGCUCGUAUGAUAUUCGUACAGAUGGUAGAACUUACAGAAGAAAUCGUCGUCACUUGCGUAAGACUAGUGAUCUACCGUGUGUGGAAAAACCCAAUUUUCAGCAUACACCUACACGUACUGUGCCUGAGUUAGCGUGUGCGCGCUAUCCUAAUAAUUUGUCAGAAACUGGUAAUUCCAAUAAACUGCCGAUAGUAUCGCGUUCACCUGUGAAAUCUAAGAACUCUACUGUUAAACAAACUGAAGGUGUUAGUCCCAAACCUACAACUAGAGUUAGUGGAAGAACAGUUAAAAAACCUAAUUACUUAAAAGAUUACAUUACAAAUUGA
Patella vulgata (common limpet) is the source of this 1005-nucleotide messenger RNA. RefSeq lists its product as uncharacterized. The record is from RefSeq and is a predicted model, not a curated record. Gene Ontology annotation, biological process: DNA integration. The transcript has 2 exons. Lineage: Eukaryota; Metazoa; Mollusca; Gastropoda; Patellidae. Gene Ontology annotation, molecular function: nucleic acid binding. The coding region runs from base 1 to 1005 and encodes 334 amino acids.